Arachis stenosperma is the source of this 696-nucleotide messenger RNA. Its product is annotated as ubiquitin-40S ribosomal protein S27a. Gene Ontology annotation, cellular component: nucleus; ribosome; cytoplasm. NCBI's taxonomy places the organism in Eukaryota, Viridiplantae, Streptophyta, Magnoliopsida, Fabales, Fabaceae. Gene Ontology annotation, molecular function: ubiquitin protein ligase binding; structural constituent of ribosome; protein tag activity. The transcript has a single exon. Gene Ontology annotation, biological process: modification-dependent protein catabolic process; protein ubiquitination; translation. The record is from RefSeq and is a predicted model, not a curated record. Bases 69 to 536 code for a protein of 155 amino acids.
CAUAUGAACCCUCCGCUUCCAAAUUCAUUGAGUUCCAGCGUAGCUUCCCCCUUCUGCCGUCCGCAAAGAUGCAGAUCUUCGUGAAAACCCUAACGGGGAAGACCAUCACCCUCGAGGUGGAGUCUUCCGACACCAUCGACAACGUCAAGGCCAAGAUCCAGGACAAGGAAGGCAUCCCACCGGACCAGCAGCGUCUCAUCUUCGCCGGCAAGCAGCUCGAGGACGGUCGCACCCUCGCCGACUACAACAUCCAGAAGGAAUCCACCCUCCACCUUGUCCUCCGCCUCCGUGGUGGCGCCAAGAAGAGGAAGAAGAAGACCUACACCAAGCCUAAGAAGAUCAAGCACAAGCAUAAGAAGGUGAAGCUCGCCAUCCUUCAGUUCUAUAAGAUCGAUGACAGUGGUAAGGUUCAGAGGCUUAGGAAGGAGUGCCCUAACGCUGAGUGCGGUGCUGGAACUUUCAUGGCCAACCACUUUGAUCGCCAUUACUGCGGAAAGUGUGGCCUCACCUAUGUUUACCAGAAGGCUGCUGCGUAAUUUCGUUUAAUUUUCUGUCAUUUAGGGUUUUACUCUUUAAAUUUUAAUUUCUCAUGUGUUAGUUUCGGGUUCUAUUCGGUGUUUCGGUUUUGGAACGAGACUGCUAUGUUAAAGGCUUAAAAAUUUUGAGGAUUUUUAUGUGAUUAAAUUUCUUUUGCGA